CUUCUAAUAGCGUGUGUGUGUGUGUGUGUGUGUGUGUGUGUGUGUGUUCGUUGAAGCUCCGCCCUCCAACUCUUUCCAUUCCUGACCUGUACGCCAGGAGACUUGAGCUCCACUGAGGACAGUUUCACUCAACACCACCUUGAUGACAGUAACACCUUCAUAGUUUUCCUCAUCUAGGAGGUCAGUACAGACAUUUCAUGGCUCAUUAGAAAUAACUAUCUGGAAAGCAAAGAGGAAACAUCUUCAAGAAACAAAAAAAUGAGAUCACUUUCACUGGCUGUUGGAUGAAAUGUGCAGAGAUUCUGAAUGAAGCCGCACUGAACCGUGUUGCGGUCCUGCAGUGUUCCGUUCAAGCCGCAGAGGAGAAAUGAUGGGAAAGGAUUUAACUAAAAUUUAGUCCAUAGUUAAAAGAAUAUACACAACUUAAUGUCGAGAAAUAACCUUAAUAUAUGUCCUGUCCUGUUCUAGCAUCCUGAAAGCAUGCGCAGAUGUGAUGCGGGGAUCCACCGCAUGCUGGGAUCCAGUCUCGUCUUUAAUGUGUAGUUUUGAAUGUUCUUUCUUCUGUAAACAUGGAACUAAAGAAGAGGCUGAAAGUGUGUUUCCUCCUGUGACUUCACGGAUCAUGUAAUAUCUGCUGUAAAGAUCUACUCGUCUCCUUCGGACGGCCACUUUGGUGCAGCGACCCAAACACUCAGCACGGCGAUUUACACGACCAUAAACCCCGCGUACAUGGGCAACAAAAACGUCUCCUCAGUGAACACUGCUGCAGAGCCUGGACAAGAGGAAAAAGCUCCACUUCAGUUCCCCUCCUCUGGAUCAUGAUGCUACAUUUUCGUUCACUAAUGAAUGAAUAAUUGGCACAUUGUGAGGCGACAUGACUUUUUCUAAGCCAGAGGACGACUCUGAUCAUAUGAUUUCAGAAAACCACACACUGAAUUCACUGAUUUUGCUCAUGUCCGCGUAAAAAUGAAGAUUGUUGUAGGGAUGGAUCUGUGGAAGCUUUCCGGCUGCUGUCCCGCGCUCCUGGUGCUGAAAUGUGUUCCAUAAAAUAGACACCAAAUAUUUGAGCAUGUAGUGAAGACCAUCCUGCCAGCGGAUGCUGAUUCAGAGGAUCUUCUCUAAUGAGGAUGGGAAGCAGGAGCACCGGUUCUGGCCCGUGCGGUUGUGCGACCCGGGGUGGAGCUGCUCGGUGUCCCGCGUGCUCGUGGUGCUGAAAUGUGCACAAUGUCCCCGCGGCAGAGGCUUCCGGGCUGCCGCUCGCUGCACAUCAACGAGGACAACGGACGCUUCGUGCUGCUGGCGCUGCUCAUCCUCGGGUACCUUCUGUGCGGCGCCGCGGUUUUCUCUGCCAUCGAGCGGCCGUCGGAGGUUCGAGCUCGCGCGCGCUGGAAUCGCACGUUGCACAACUUCAGCGACGCCUUUAACAUCAGCAUGCACGAGCUCAGCUCCUUCCUGCGCGAGUACGAAAGCGCUGCAGCCGCCGGGAUUCGAGCAGAUGCCCUCCGACCACGAUGGGAUUUUACGGGGGCAUUUUACUUUGUGGCAACGGCUGUGUCAACUAUCGGCUAUGGGAUGACAACCCCAGUGACCGUAGCUGGCAAAGUGUUUCUGAUCUUCUAUGGUCUUCUUGGAUGUGCAGCCACUAUUCUGUUCUUUAACCUUUUUCUAGAACGUAUCAUUACUCUCUUAGCUGUUGUGAUGAAAGCUUUUCGGCUACAUCGCUUACGUACCAGUGGCCUGCUCCCACCUGGAAUUUGCCAGGACUUUGCUGCCAGCACUCUUCCAGGUUGGAAGCCCUCUGUCUACCAUGUGAUGCUGAUCCUGGGCCUGUCAGCUAUCAUCAUCUCCUGUUGUGCCUCAGCCAUGUACAGCCCCAUUGAAGGCUGGGCGUACCUCGACUCCCUUUACUUCUGCUUCGUCACCUUCAGCACUAUUGGUUUUGGAGACCUGGUGAGCAGCCAGAACAAAUCCUACAGCUACCAGGGCCUGUACCGGAUGGCCAACUUCCUUUUAAUCCUGACCGGAGUGUGCUGCAUCUACUCACUCUUCAACGUGAUUUCAAUUGUUAUCAAGCAGGUCCUCAACUGGAUGCUGAGUAAAAUGAGUUGUCUAUGCUGCCAGCAAUGCAACAAGGCCAGCGCUUUCCUGGGGCGGCGCAAUGCCAUCCGCCCUGGUUCACGCCUCAGACAGGGCCAUUUUGGACACCCGUAUGACUCUGAGGGACCUUGUGACAAUGAUCGGGAGGGAAGAAGGCUUUCUGGUGAGAUGAUCUCCAUGCGGGACUUGGCAGGCUCAAACAAGAUAUCGCUGGCCAUCAUGCAGAAACAGCUUUCAGAGACUGCAAAUGGAUAUCCCAGAACAGUUUGUGGAAGCUCAAGACACAAUGGUUUCUCUGGUGGAGUUGGAGCUUUAGGCAUCAUGAACAACAGGCUGGCAGAGACAAGUGACUUAAGGUAAACAUGUCAUAUGGAUCGAGAGUGAUACUAACAGGAAAGCUUUUCUAAGUCAAAGCCUUGAAGUGAUUUUGACUACAGUGUGAAUUUGCCUUGUACACAGAAAAACAGCAUGAUCUGCAUGAUGUAUUUUAGAUAUCUAUUUGAGCCAGGGUUCAGAUGAUACCCCACUGGAAUUAGGCUACAACUGAAAAGGUGAUGGAUUUAUUUUAAAGUGGAGUAAGAAACCCCAUGUGACUUGAUAAAGUGCAAAAGCUGCAUAAUGAUCUUCCUGAGCCUGUGUAGAGGCGUACAGUACUAAAGGUCAAAGCAUUUGUAGUUAAGUACGUUCAGUAUUUUCUAGCUUUAUUUUAGUUAAAAUAUUGGAAAUGCAUAGUACAACAUUGCUAUACAGACAAACCCCAAACUAAGGAAUAUUCAUUUUUAAAAAAGGGUCUAUGAUUAAUAUAGAACGUGUCUAUUUGACAGGAUUAACUCACAGAACAUCAUCAAACAUCUUGCACAUGCCUAUAUUUCAGCUAUGCAUCUCUUUCUUAUAGGGUUAUUAUUAUUGCAAAUAAUCUUGAUGAAAUAUUCAAAUGUAAAACAUACAUAUCAGAAAUUAUGUUCAUGCAAUUGUGUGAAAAACCUGUGACCCUUUUUGGAAUGAUCUACUGUAACUCUAUAAAAAUUAACCCUUUUAACUUCGGUCAUAAUAAGAAUAAACAAGAACACUUGUAUAUAACAAUAACCUGUAGUCUUUUAAAAGUUCCAUGUCAUUAUUAAGCAUUUAAAAAACAAGAUAAUUGAUGGGAACUUACAUUACUUACAUUAAAUAUUCUUAUUAGUAAAACCUUUUGGCAAUAAUCACAAAAAAGAGGUACGGGUGAUUGGAUUUGAGGUUAGAUGGUAUUUUGGUCAGGAACGCUUUUCUUGUGAUCGUAUAGCAGCAGUUUAAUAGGAUUAAAGCAGUAAUAUCACUACGUUUAUGUUUGAGAUCAUUUUAUUGCUGAAGAUACUGAUAUUUGUAUAGCGAAUACCCUUAUGUUAACUUUUGGAUUAUUGAUCCCUUUUUAAACUCAAUUAAAAGCUUCUUCACCUGCCACCCAAUACCGCGUUGCUCAAACGUUCGGAUUUGACACAAUUUGUUGAUGCAUUAUAUAAUAUAUAAUAUAUAUAAAGGUAUUUUUACCACUAUUCCAUUAAUCAUAUACAUUUCCUGGGUAAUUUUCUGUCAGUUCUUGAUUUGUAUCAUAAGGUCAUUUCACAAUAAUUGCUAAAAGACAAGUUUUUUAUUACAUCAGAUUUCCAUUGGGUCAGAGGUUUACAUAUAACUUAAUAUUUUGCAAUUAAAAAUCUAAAGUUUAACCCAUUACAACAGAGAAACUCUGCUUUUUCAGAUUGAUAAACAUUUUUUACAUUAUGUGCUACUGAUGCUGCAUUAAGGGCAAUUCACCGAUCGAAAUGAAUUUAAUUUCUACUUUUGCAAUUUCGAUCGACUAUGUGGAAAAAUGUAUAAUGUUUGUCUUUUGAUAACAAAUUGUCCAGAUAAAGGUGGUGAGUGAAAUGAGGAAAUAUAUCUGUAUGUUGUGUGCAGUUGUUUUGGGUUGAUGGAGCUGAGAACAUUACUGCAUGUUGAUAAGAAGGAAUUUUCCAAGAUGGAGAGGUGUUUCUUUAGCUUCUGUUGAAUAAAGUUUUAAAAUAACACGCAUGUCAUGAAGUCGAAGGAAAUGCUCGCAUCAACAUUUCCUAAAGCUGUUUAAUAUUACAAGAAGAGCACCCAAGGGAAAGAGCUGACUGAAAUAGUGGCAGUUUAUAUUGGGAGUGAUUUGUUGAUCAUGCUGAUAAAGAAAGUGGUGCAGAAAUAGUACCAGCACCAGACAAUAACCAGACAAUAACCAGACAAUAACCAGACAAUAACCAGACAAUAACCAGACAAUAGGAAUAGAACCAUUUUUCAUUAUUUACUAUAGAUAGCGCUGUUACUAUUUUUGUGCCUGUCAAUUUUAAUAACAAUUACAUUGUAUACAAUCUAAUAAAUUAAAAGUAUGAAAAACUAACAGAGAAUUAUUCAUAUUAUCAACAUCGCAAGAUCCUGUUUAAUGUACAAAGAAAAGUCACUGAACCUGUGCAAAAAUCAUCGCAGGACAAACAACUUAAAUACAAGCAUUAAUUACAAGACAACGUGAUUCCGGUGUGAAUAAUCAGGGACAUGUGACAGUCAUGUGAGGGUGCAGUGGCUGAUGGGAAUCGUAGUCCAGGGCUGUAAUCUCAGAUGCAUUGUUUUGAUAAUUACCUUUAAGAAUAAAUAUCUUUAGCCUCUGUUGAUGGUGUAUGUAAACUUAUGAUCUUAUUCCAGUUUCUUUGGAACAUUGCAGUGGUGUUGUAAUACUGUAUGUUCCAGAGCAUAAAGCAGUGAAUGUCAUUAGUCCUCAGCUGACAGGAUCCUGACUCUAACAUUAUUUACAGCUCUUGGUUUGGAGGUUUCACAAACUUUGCUAUAACUGACCUUGAUUUCUAGACCUUAAAUAAUGAACACAUAAAAAGAAAACCAAUAUUAAAUGUGAUUUAUUAAGUAAGAACUUUAUCUGAACCUUAAAACUAGGAUGCAGGUGACAAUAUUUAAUCAGAAUCCAGAUCAGGAUCCAAAAAUGUACCCAGUGAUUUAUGAGCAUUAAUGAGCUGUGAAAUCAGAUGACGAGUUUAUUGUCCAUCAGUAUGAAAAUUGAUGUAACAUUUGUGCAACUGAAACAUUAUUCUGAGCAUUAAAACAUUAUGCCCAGGGUUUUUAUGCAUUCCUGGAGUCUGUAAUGUGCUCAGGAAAGUUAAUAAGCAGAUCCACAACUUUAUUUCUAAAAGCAAGAUGGACUGUUUUCUGCAUCUAAAUUUUAAUUUAGGGCCAAAGCAGAUGUUUCUCUCGCUAAGAGGUUUGGGUGACGCCCAAGAAUACCCUGGUCGACUUGACUUAGUCCUCUCUGCUAGUGUGUGUUUUCUGAAGAAGAGCUUUUUACUGAAAUGUGUUUACUUUUAUUACCAGGGACCUCAUAUAUGUUGUUUCUUCUUUUUAUGAAACCUAAAUUCAAGUAAAAAUCAUUUUGGGGAUAUUUGACUCCUCUACAUGGUCUAAAAUAAACUAAUAAAUAAUAUUACAUAAGGAACUAAAGGUUCCACAGUCAUGAGGAACUUAUCAGUAUUAAACCCAAAGUAAUGAAGUGCCAGCAUGCAAAACAGUGACACUCCUAAACCCUUACAUGUUCAUCACAUGAGCACACAGGCGUAAUGCCUACAGAAUACAAACUAGAUUUCUACAUGUUAACCUGAAAUAUUAAAAUCUGAAAAUAUGGAUUGCUUGUUGUUGGUACAGUGACUGUUCACGUCUAACUUUCACGUGUUUUUCUGAGAAGUGAACAUAAGGCAAGUAGAAAACAGAGAUUUAUUAACAGCCAUGCAGUCCUACAGUCACACAUUUGCUGAGAUAUCUUCCAAUUAAAAUCGACAUUUAUUACUGCAAAAACUCAUUUACAGGAUGGUAACAUAUUAUUGAUUCUCAAACCCAGAAAUAUAAUGUGCAGUUCUUCCUUUUCAUCUUCUGACCUUCAAGCAUUUUACAAUAGUGGAUUAGUGGCAAAAAUCUCAAAGCUGAGGGAAAUGAUUUUAAGUGAAUUAUCAGAGAUUCAGAUGUUUCCAGAUGUGGAUGGGAUACUGGAAAUAUAGUUUAAUAUGAGAAAAUACAUAGAUGAACGGUUAGUGAUCAAGUCCAAGAACAUUUAUCCAAAAUGUAGAAUGAAAUGCAUGCAGCAGGUGGAUUUCUUUAAGACAGCACAUUGAAAAUCCCUGGAAUUGGUAGAUGGUAAACAGAAGAUGCAUCACAGGAACACAUUUUCUCUGCUUCUAUUAAGGGCAUUAAGAGCAGAUUAUCGGAACCCCACUUGCCUUCCAAGUAUCGAAUAAUUUCCUUCAUUCUCUGUCCAGUAUUUAAACUGUUUGUCAGCUUUACCUUUUUAACAUCUGUAUUUAUAGCACAUGUAACCAGGUUCCUUCAAGCUCAGUGUUGCAGUUGUAGCGAUUUCACUCAGAACACCGUAUCAAUAAUGCAUCACUAUAAUGCUGUAAAUAGCUUUCGGGUGUCCUGAAAUUGUGCAGCAUGGCAUGGUGGGAACUGCACCCUUUUUUCUUGUACCAGAGUAGACGAAAGGUCUUUGGUUUGUAUCUGAUGCAUCUUGCAAGAAAGGAAACAAUAGAGAAACAUUAUAAAAACCCUCAGGUAGUUUCAACUUCAGGCUUGAUAUACAGUAGUAUCAUGCAUGUUAUUAUGCUAAAGCCAUAUGAGAUACAGUUGUAUAAACUCCUAUAGGUAUAUUUUUCUAAUGUAAAAUGUAUAAAAUGUGUAAGAAGUGGAUUUACAGGUACAUAUAAGGAGUGUAGACUGAAGAGAGUAGGAGAUAAAGUGAGGCUUGUAAUACAUUUCAGGGUAUUUAUUUACCUGCUGAAGCCUGAGGAUGUAUAAAGCAUUUGGAAUGUUUAUGGAAUGCAUUUAGUUACAGACAAGUUGUAAUGUGUGUAGUAACAGAUGUAAUGCUGUAAUGCCUGGCUUGGUAUCAACUGCCUUAUUUCUUGCUCUUUAAUGUGAUCAGAUAUUUUGUAUUUCUUUUUGGUACAUUUUUUGCAUUUUGCAAAAUUGUUCUCCAUCGAUUGCAACGGGAUUAAACUUCCCGAAUCUUUUACCUUUUUUCUGAAAUGAUUAACAGUGGCAGCUCCAUACGUCUUUAAGCAGACUGAGUGAUUUAAAGAAUCUUAGAUGAUCUUGUCUUAUUAUUCCUCUACAGCAAUAAUAAAAACACAAAUAGGAUCAAACGUGUUCUGCUUUUACACAUACGUGUGUCAUGGUUGCAGAAAGCGUACCGUUUAGAUGAUCAGAUAUUGGGCUUUUUGUGUUUGUGAGAAGAGUAGAAUUAAACCAUGUUCAUGUGAAUGACACUGAGGUUAGACAAUGUGACAUUUAGCAGCGAUGACCUGAGGGAAGCGACAGUAUGACAUUUACAGCAUAUGAGACCUGCUGGUGUCAGUGGUGUUACAGGGAUCUUUGGGGAAAGAAACAAAUCCAACAAGUCAAAUCUGAUUCAGUUCACAUUGGGCAGUCCAGCUAUGUCACGUGCACUGCAUUAUUAUGUCUUGGUCUUUUGUUUACUCGAUUUUAUCGAUUUAUAAUUUAAUUAUGUUUCAAUUAUAUUGCUUGGAGUAAAAAUAGGCACAGAAACAGUUUAGAACCAUCUGUCUUUCCAUCUCCUCUAUUCCUGUAUAUGUCAAUGAUGAACAGAAAACUACAUUCAGAUAUACUGUAGCACAAAAAACUGUCUGUUUACUUCAAUUACAUCAUAUAAAUAUAGUAAUGUCAAACCGGAUCCUGGAUUCAAUCCUCCGUUUUCUCUUUCAUGUCUCUUCCACAACUUAUUUUUUCUUUAUUGCUUGUAUUGUGCUUUUAUUACUGGUUUACUCUCUGCGUUCUCCCUGUGCAAAUGUAUAAACGAUUAUUGUACUUUUCUAUUUAUGCAAAGAAUGAUAAAAAAGGAACCUAUAUACAGUAAACUAUAUUUAAAAGAGUUUUCAUUUCAAUGCUGUGUGCUUGCGCGUGCUUGCGUGUGUGUGCGUGUGCAUGCACGUGUGUGUGUGUGUGUGUGUGUGUGUGUGUGUGUGUGUGCGCGCGUGCACGUGUGUGUGUGUGUGUGUGUGUGUGUGUGUGUGUGUGUGUGUGUGCCCUGAAUAUUAAAGUUUACUGUCCCCACACUAAUAAGGUUGUGAUAAAAAAAACCCGUGUAAAAACACCAAAUCACUGAUUGUUUUUCUU
Molecule: messenger RNA, 8277 nt
Organism: Silurus meridionalis
Lineage: Eukaryota; Metazoa; Chordata; Actinopteri; Siluriformes; Siluridae
Gene: kcnk12
Product: potassium channel, subfamily K, member 12
Exons: 3
Coding region: 1216-2457 (413 amino acids)
Biological process (GO): potassium ion transmembrane transport; stabilization of membrane potential
Cellular component (GO): membrane
Molecular function (GO): potassium ion leak channel activity
Source: RefSeq, a predicted model, not a curated record